AUGGCUGCAUCUUCGUAUGUUCUAGGACCUGGUUCACAUAAAAAAGCCAGAAGGAGACCUGUGACCUGUUGCAUUAGCAUCAAGAAGCCUCACAGACACCAUCAGCCACACAUACAAAUGGAAAAGGAAAUUGCAGUGGCUGUUUUGCUGAAUCUGUUGAUAUGCACGAUAGUUUUCUACACUGUGUAUUAUGUGGUCCUUAGCAUUUGUUUUACAGCAUUCAGGUUGAAAAUGUUGGAUGAAUGGGCACCUUUUGAUUUUAAGACAAAUCCCUCGUGGAUUAACCCAAAUUACUUAGUUCUUCUAGUUUCAUUGGAAAUUACCUACUUUAUUUGUGGAUUGCUGUUUGCCUUGGUUGUGGAAGAAUGGGUUUGGGAUUACGCUAUAACAGUUACUGUUAUUCAUAUCAUCAUAACAUCAUUUGUUAUGUCUGAAUUCCCUCUGAUGUUGCACUGGUGGCUGGCAUUAGGAGCUGGCUUAAUUUCAAUGAUUUGUGGAGGAGAGAUUUUGGCAUACUGCUUGUUCAAAGACAACUUCAUUUACCCAAUUCUGGAUGAUUUUUGA
This is a messenger RNA of Alligator sinensis (Chinese alligator), 564 nucleotides long. RefSeq names its product transmembrane protein 244 (gene TMEM244). NCBI's taxonomy places the organism in Eukaryota, Metazoa, Chordata, Crocodylia, Alligatoridae. Bases 1 to 564 code for a protein of 187 amino acids. The record is from RefSeq and is a predicted model, not a curated record. The transcript is spliced from 6 exons.